Messenger RNA from Penicillium bovifimosum, 2859 nucleotides. Its product is annotated as tubulin gamma complex associated family protein. The transcript is spliced from 2 exons. The record is from RefSeq and is a predicted model, not a curated record. Lineage: Eukaryota; Fungi; Ascomycota; Eurotiomycetes; Eurotiales; Aspergillaceae. The coding region runs from base 1 to 2859 and encodes 952 amino acids. Gene Ontology annotation, cellular component: gamma-tubulin complex; centrosome; equatorial microtubule organizing center. Gene Ontology annotation, biological process: spindle assembly; mitotic cell cycle; microtubule nucleation. Gene Ontology annotation, molecular function: gamma-tubulin binding; microtubule minus-end binding.
AUGGAUCAAUGUGGUCAUGAAAUGGAUCCUUUCUCCAUCGAGAGCCUCUGGAGACUCUCCAAAUUUAGCAUAGAAGCUCUGCAGCCAUUGGAGUCGCUACCAUGGAACACCGCUCUACCUGAUGACUCGACUUCUUGCUUUGAACUAUUUCGAAACCCUACAGAUAAGCUCGGUUCACCAUGGAAGCUGGAUAUCUUUCCGACCAGCUUAGAACAACCCGAAUCAUUUGCCGACUCGAUCAUCAGUGCUUCCAUAGACGGCCAGUCGGAUACAUCAAGCGAUGCCUUACAAGACCCGACAAACAACGAAAAUGACGACAAUGGUCUCUGGUCUAUAGAUCUACUACAAGAGGGCCUUGGCCAUGCAAUCCCACAAAGAUCAUGGGAGAGAUUCCAAGACCGUUCAUUUCAAGAACCCGUGUCUGCCUACUUUAGCGAAGCAGGAACAAAGGCCUUUGAUGCAGCAUUGGCACAGCAGAAAUCUGGACAUAAUUCGCCAACUCGGAUUGUUCGAUCAGACAUCUUCAUUCGAUCCUUACUUCGUCUGGGGCUUGGUUGGAGUUCAGUGUUCUUCCGGUACGAUCAACGCACCAGCCAAUUUGUGAGACAUUUGAAGGACGUCCGAAUCUCUGGGAUCAGUUUGCCUGCAUUGGAGAGUGUGAUCGAGUAUGUACAACAGUGUGGUGUCAACAUGCAGCGGAUGCGCCUGUUUGCACAACACCCGCCAGCCAAGUGCAAAGAACUUUCUGCUUUAUUCACAUUGAGCAGCACAGUGGCAGUGAUAAUCCUCAUCCUUGAGCGACAGAUCUCUGAUCAUUCGAGACAAGUCGUCUCACUGCUGCAAAUAAAAGCACUAUUCAAUCGAUGCGGCGACUUAAUAGGUGUUUUGGCAGCUAUUGUCGAUGCUACGCACAAGGCUGUCUCGGACGCACAGGUCAUAUCAGUUGUCACGCAGCGUGCGGCCUUUUUUGCCCAAAAGUUCCCCUGGAUGGAGAGUCUUCUGCAUGAGAUCAUAGUUCGAGUGACCCAGCCAUGGUUCAAGUUCGUCGAGACUUGGAUUGGGCUUCGAUCAGAAGAAACCGCACUUCGGCAAUCUCUGGCUAGUGGCAAAACCUUUGUUCGACUGGAAAUUGAUGAACCUGGCAAGUUCAAGGCUGGGCCAGGUCGAAUCGACCACGUCUAUCAAUCCGACCACAUGCCAUCAAUCAUUCCAGCGGACCAGGCCCGCUCCAUCUUUGAGAGUGGGCGGAGCCUCCAACUACUGAAGCAAUCUCAUCCUCACCAUCCCAUCGCACGGCAUGAUGUUCUCUCCCGGAACAGUGGUCUUCAUCUGCAUUGUGUGACUAGCUGGGCCGGUAUCGAGCGCAUCCAGACAAAGGCCCAAGAGUAUGAAUCGAGACUCCGAGCUGAGAUCAAGAGGUACCAUGAUGGUACUGACUUGCACGAUACGCCACCGGACGUUGUCUUGCAAAAUGGACAAACAACUGAAACCGGAAUCACAACCGCAGCUUUCGAACUCUUCGACAUAGAUGAUCAAGAACGUGACUCAGAGUCCGUCGUUGAUCCCAAGGCCCUUACAAGAGAUAAUUUCAAUGAACUUCUCGGCAAAGCACGCGCACUCGAUCCUGUAUGCACCGACGAAGGAGGCAACCUCGGGCCUGAAUUGAUAUCUGGCCUCCAUCUCUCUCUUGCGCCAAUUCUUUCGUCGCAAGCCCUUCUCAUUAACUACUCUUGCCUGCACCUUCUCUUCAAAGAACAUAAGAUCCGUCAUCAUCUCAAUAUGCAGUGGAGAUUCCAGUUGUUGGGAGAAGGCUCGUUCGUCGCCCGUCUCUCCGAUUCCCUUUUUGAUCCAGAAAUGGAAAGUGGAGAACGAAAGGCUGGCAAAGUGCGCAGUGGUGUCGACACCGGUCUCCGCCUCGGCAGUCGUGAUACAUGGCCGCCAGCUAGUUCAGAGUUGCGACUUGUGUUGAUAGGCCUGCUGGGAGAUUGUUACUUCGGCAGCAAGCCCACAGAGGAUGACGAGAAAAGCCAAGUGCUCAAAGACAACGAGUUGCCUGGUGGCUUGAGCUUCGGGAUUCGUGAAUUGACGGCCGAAGAGAUCGAAAGAUGCAGAAACCCGAACGCUAUCGAGGCUCUGGACUUCCUUCGCCUGCAGUACACGCCGCCCAGGGUCCUCGAAUCCAUCAUCACUUUGCGAUCCCUUGAUAAGUACGAUCGUCUCUUCAAGCACUUGCUUCGAUUGAUUCGCAUGGUAUCUGUCGUCAAAGGACUUGUGCGUGGUUCAACUUCCCGAACAUCUCUAUCAGGGGACAACCGAAAUAUCCUACAGCAGUUCAGAGUAGAUGCCCAACAUUUUGUCCUGGCAGUUAGUGAUUACUGUUUCCACAUUGGUGUCGGAUCCAUUUGGCAACGCUUUCAAGAUACACUCGAUAAAAUCGAGCGCCGUGUCAACCGUGGUGAUAUCGACGGUACGAUUGAAGCGGCCCACUCGGUCCCCAGACUCCGUGAUUACCACGAAGACAUCCUUGACCAAAUGUUGUUCGCGUUCUUCCUGAGCAAGCGCCACGCGCAGGCGGCCAAAUUGCUUGAGUCGAUUUUCGGUACUAUCCUUGCCUUCGGACCUUUGUCAAGAGCAGAUAGUAUCGGGAUGCGCAAUGAAAGCGAAGGAGCUGUGCUCCAUCUCUAUCAGACUUUUAGGAAACAGACAUCUGCCUUUGUCACCUACCUUCGCAGUUUGGAGUCUGGCAAGGCAACGUCAAAGUCCAUGGCUAAGUCGGGGACAUUCUUUUCUACAGAGAGAGACCCGACCAGUGUCUUUGAACAUCUGCGGGUGAGAUUAGACGUGAAGAAUUACUAUUAA